Messenger RNA from Maudiozyma saulgeensis, 1548 nucleotides. NCBI's taxonomy places the organism in Eukaryota, Fungi, Ascomycota, Saccharomycetes, Saccharomycetales, Saccharomycetaceae. The record is from the annotation of a GenBank genome assembly.
AUGUCUUACAACACUAUAGAAGUUAACUCACCAGCUCCUUACUUUUGUCUUAACAAACUUGAUAAACAACCUGAAGUCUUGGUUAUCACAGGUGCUAAAAAGAAUGUGCAAGCAAAAAUCGAGAAGGAUAUCAAGAUUCUAACGUCCCACAAUUGUGAUUCUGCUAUUUGUUUGGCUUAUUAUUCGAAUGGGAAAACAUUUCUCCGUCUGCCAACAGAAGCUGUAACGGAUUCUAUGCUGACUAGAGGAGGAUUUAUCAAAUUAGACUGUCCAACUAGUGAGCAGGUAAUAAUUUUAGAUAAAAAGGUCACAGAGUGUAAAGAUUCGAAAGAACCAGCCAUCAUUAUGACAAGUAAUACAUUCGAUCCAGUUUUUUUCGAACAAUUAAAAUUAACCUCAAAUACGACUCUAAAAAUUGAACUCCUAGUUGUCGAUCUGCCUGUCUGUUUAAAAUAUUUGAACGUUUCUCCUGGUUCAUUGAGUUCAGUUGAAAAGUUAUUCCAACUAUUGCAGAAUAGUUUAUCUGACAAGACUAUUGUGAACAUCCUGGUUCUUAACACAAAUUUUGGAACGCAUGGUAACGUACUGUAUUUAGGAGAAACGAGUGAGUUAUUCAAUCUCCAAUCCAACACACCUAUUACUGUUGAUCCAUCCUCGGUAACUACCUCGGUAAUUGCAAACCUUUCACAAGGAUAUGAACUUAAGGAAUCUGUAUAUGGUGCCAUUGAAUUUAUUCAAAAUGCUAAUUUACUUGAGUCAAGUACUGGUACGCCAAAUUAUAUGUAUAAUAUUGAAGUCCCACUCAAACACAUGCUAAAAGAUGAAUGUUUUAAGGCACAUGAAAUGCAAACUGCAAAUUUUGUGAAUCAUACCAGCCCAGUUGGUGAAGGAUUUUUCGAGUAUUUAAUUAACCACUCUCUGGUCAAACCUCAUUGGGAAUCCUACGUUAAUCAUGACUUCGUGAGACAAAUCGCCAAUGGCACAUUGGAUAUUAACAAAUUUAGAUUUUUUAUUGAACAAGAUUACUCAUAUUUGGUUGAUUAUGGAAGAGUGCACUGUAUUGCAGGUAGCAAAUCUCCAGAAUUAGAUAAUAUGGAGGAAGAAUUAGUAAUUGUUGGAAGAAUUAGAGAAGAGAUGGCGCAACAUGAAAAGAGAUUGAAAGAGUUUUUUGGUGUUACUGAUAAUUCUUACUUUAAAAAUAUUAAAAGAGGUCCGGCAUUAAACAAUUACUCAAGAUAUUUUAAUGAUGUCGCAAAAAGAGGCUCAUGGGAGGAAUUAGUAGCUGCAUUGACACCAUGCAUGAUGGGUUAUGGUGUUGCUGCUCUCAAGUAUAAAGGGAAAAUAACAGCCAAGAAAGGAAGUCUCUAUGAAGAAUGGAUCGAUAUCUACUCUUGUAGUAAUUAUGAAGAUGGUAUGAAGAUUGGCCAAAAUCUCUUAAAUCGAAUUGCCAGAACAUCUACACCUGCUCAAAUAGAGAGAUUGGCAAGAAUCUAUGGAGAAGUAUGUGCCUUAGAGACUGAAUUUUGGGAUGCAGCGUUAGCUUAUUAG